This is a messenger RNA of Ostreococcus lucimarinus CCE9901, 5553 nucleotides long. RefSeq lists its product with no specific name. The transcript has 3 exons. The coding region runs from base 1 to 5532 and encodes 1843 amino acids. Gene Ontology annotation, cellular component: cytoplasm; nucleus. NCBI's taxonomy places the organism in Eukaryota, Viridiplantae, Chlorophyta, Mamiellophyceae, Mamiellales, Bathycoccaceae. Gene Ontology annotation, molecular function: molecular adaptor activity. The record is from RefSeq and is a predicted model, not a curated record. Gene Ontology annotation, biological process: proteasome assembly.
AUGGCGACCGAAACGGACGAGCGCGCGUCGAUCGAGCGCGCGCUGACGUCGCUCGCGCUGACGGACGACGCGGCGCUGGAGCGCGUGCUCGAAAAGCUGCUGCCGAGCGCGAUCGACGCGCUCGCGACGACGCAUCCGAACAAUGUCGCGAAAAUCAUGGAUCUGCUGAGACACAUCAAUAAGCGCGUGAACGCGACGACGACGAUCGGGUUGCCGCUGGAGAGGAUGGUGGACGCGUAUUUGACGACGACGAACGCGAUGGUGCGGAAUUUUGCGCUGGUGUACGCGGAGAAGGCGUUUGAGAGGGCGGACGCGGAGACGCGGGAGAUUCAAAUCGCGCGAGCGUGUCGAGGGGCGUCGAGACGGUCGAGUGAACAGGCGGAUAUGGUGUUUCGAAUGGCGAUGCAGGCGCUGGGGGAGCUUUCGACGAGAGAUCCGAGGCGCGAUGUGGAAUUUUUGAGCGAUGAUGACGAUCGGAAGUUGUUUUUGAGACGCGCGAGAGAUUUUUUCGCGUACUCGCCGAACGCCGCGCCGACGUUGAGCGCGCCGCCGAGCCUGUCGCCGAGCGCGGUGGAACGGAUUUUAGGGAAAGGGAAAGCGCCACCUACGCCGGUGGCGUUAGGUAAGCGAAAGUUAAAGCUACUUGAAUACAUAGCGAGCGCGGAGGUGCUCGAUCCCGUGCCAGAUAUCGAUAUGGACGACGCGGGCGUCGACGAUGGCGUCGAGAAGGAGCGCGAGACAAAGAGUAGAUUCUUAGUGAGUGGGGCGGAAAUGCUCACGCAUUGUCUCAUCGCGUCGUGUGAUGGUGAUCAUGAAGUAUCCAAACGUGGCGAAGAAUUACUCAAGCGACGAUGUACGUGGGAGACGAACAAGCCGAUUGUCAACUUGGACGACGGGGCAACGACGAGCGAAUUAUUCCAACUCUUCCUCGGUUCAUCGCUGGACGUGCCGGUGGAGUCUCGCAUCUUGCCCGCCUCGCCGGCGGUGAAAUUAAAAAUCAUGAAUUUGCUCACGCGAUCCAUGGCGGCGGCUGACGCGUUCCCGAAAAAUCUCGAGACGGUGAAAAUGUGCCUGUACGGCGACGGUACGACGACACGAUUGAAGGCGUGCGGCAUGCAGUUUACCGUAUGGAUGCUGACUCACGCGACGAGUAAGGAAUUACUCGCGUUUGCCCCUUCGUUAAUGAAUGGUAUGCUCGAAAUUUUAGAUUCGCGCACCGACGGCUCGAACGAGGGAGAUCAGACUGUGACUUUUGCGCAAGAAACUUUGCGCGGAUUUUGCUAUCAAGCACUUUCGCAGCUCGCCGAGCGCGACAAAGUGAGCGUGAAUCGAGACGUGUUGCUUGCCGAGCGAGUUUUCGACGCGUUAGAAAGCGAACCAGAUGGCGUGAAAUCCUACGUGCAAGAGGCGGCGCGAACGCUAGUUUCGGCGUAUCGCGAUUCGCCGUCGACGUACGUACAAACGCGAAUGGAAGAAUUGAUUUUGAGUGCCAUCGAGGACAAUGAUAACAAGGUCAAGCGUCUCGUCGGUGCGCAAUGGGCGACUGAAAUGUUUCCGUUCUCACACGUCCCGUCGCGGUAUGCCAGCAUUUUAGCCUCGGGGGACGCCAAGCACGAGAUGCAAACGCUGGGCCGACGAGGUUUGCAACCGAGCGCGACUCGCAAGACAAAGGACGACGCGCACCCACCAGCGUCUUCGUUACUUCGGUAUCUCGUCAUCAAACUUCCUGGCUUGAACGUCGACCCCGCACUACACGCGGCUUUGCUUUUGCCUGAGAACGCCAUGAUAAGUGCACUGGAUUUCGUGAACGCGUGUUUAAAGAGCGAUUAUUCCAAGUCGAGAAAGUUGGAGGCGAACGACGUGAAGCUCUACCUCAACUUUUUGAACCGGUGCCUCGUCAAAUCGUCGGGACCAGCCCUCGCGAGCGAAGCCUUACGUAGUUUCAUAGACUUGCUCGAGCGUGAACCAGCGUUACUCAGCGAAAAGGCUACCGCGGAUGCGAUUCUAGUGCGUCUGAGACACUUCGUGUCUCACACAGAUGCAGAGACUCGUCGGCGCGCCGCCAAACUUUGCGGCGUUCUUGUUGGUAAUCUUGAGGCCGAUGCGAGGGUACCUUUUAUGGAUGAAUUUCUGUCGCUGUGUAAAGGAGACGAACGUGGCGCUCGUCUGGAGCACCAAGAGGGCGCAUUAAGCGCGACUGGCUACAUCGUAGGUUCAGGAAAGAUUCCGGAUGUCGACGCGCUGCGCGCAAUUCAAACCUUUGUCGACUUGGCAAAGAAAGUAGGCAAAGGACAAAGUGCCGAAGCUAACUUGGCGAGUGUCGCGGCGGAAGCGAUCGGUCACGCAGGACUACGUAAGCCCUUGCACGCUGAUAUCAUCGAGGACGCGCUCGACGCAGUGUGUGGCGUUCUGCAAAACACAGAUCCACACGUCGCCAAGCUAGGCGCUCGAGCCGCUGGACACAUCAUGCUCACGGAUGCAAGUGAAAGUACCGCAUCUGCGCUUUUACCGCGGCUUCUUGCGAUGUGCGAGGUGAAACACGAUGACACACAGUUCGCCAUAGGUGAGGCGGUUGCGUGUGCGUGGGGGGGCGUCGAUGUCGACGCCGAUCGCGUGCUCACGACGUCUUUUGUUUCGCUUAACGCCGCUAUGAAGUCGCUCGCCUCUGAAGGCAAUGACGGUGCCUCUAUCGUCGGUAUGGAUGUUGAUGAAAUUAAAGCGCGAGUUGCGGCGUACGAUCAAGCGAGCGAUCCGCGUGCGCACGUCCAUCGCGCCGUGCUCGACGCAAUUUUCAACCAGUACAUUUACAGCGCUCGUGUCGAAAAGAGAUGCGCUGCGUGCGUCUGGUUGCUUUCUCUCGUCACGCACACGAACAACCAUCCACGGUUGUUAUCGAUGCUUCAAGACGUUCAGGAAGCGUUUGGAUCCUUGUUGGGUGAUCAGAACGAUCUCACACAAGAACUCGCGAGUCGAGGGAUGAGCAUCUUGUACGACAUGGGCGAUGAGGUUCAACAGAAGGAACUUCUCGCUGCGCUGAUGGGCACGCUCAACGGCGUCGCGCCAAAGAAGCGUCACAUCAAGCUCGACGACAAGGCUGAAGUUUUCGAAGAAGGUACCAUCGCACUCGAUGAUAAAGCGUUGAGAAGUGGUGAUAGCGAUAAGAGUUCUCUCACGACGUACCAGGAGCUUUGCAGCGUCGUAACGGAUAUAGGGCAGCCCGACUUGAUUUACAAAUUCAUGGAUCUCGCAAACCAUCAGCGCGCGAUGAAUUCAUCUCGAGGUGCCGCGUUCGGAUUUGCCUCCAUCGCGAAGCGCGCGGGUGAUGCUGUGACGCCACACUUGGAGAAGCUCGUGCCAAAACUUUAUCGGAUGAUGCACGAUCCGAAUCCACAGAUGCAAGAGGCAGUCAGAGGCAUCUGGGUGUCUUUGGUGGAUUCGCCAAAGGCAACCGUGGACAAGCACUUUGAAGCCAUCAUGGAUGAGUUAUUGCGUGAGUCUGGCAGUCGACUUUGGCGGACGCGUCAAUCGAGUGCAAGUGCGUUGAGUGAAAUAUUGUCCGGGCGAACUUUCAAAGAGAUCGAACCUUACUUGGAGAAAAUUUGGGACGUGUGCCUACGCGUCAUCGACGACAUCAAAGAAACAGUGCGCAUAUCGGGCGAAGGUUUGUGCCGAUCGGUGCGUUCAUUGACACUGCGCCUAUGCGACGCCCACCACAGCGGACCAAGUGAAGUCAAGGGAACAAUUGGUAUCGUUUUGCCAAUCAUGCUUGAGCGCGGACUACUUUCCACGGUGAAGGAGGUGCAAGCGCUUAGCAUGGAUGUCAUCAUGAAAUUGGUCAAGUUUGCCGACGGCGACGCCAUCAGACCACACAUCGCUGAAAUCGUGAAAACGCUGUUAGAAUCGCUUUCGGGCAUGGAAGACUCGAGAUUGAAUUACAUCGAACAGCACGCCGCGUCGUUUGGACAGGGAGCAAGUGAUAAGUUGGAGGCGAUGCGUUUGCGCGCGGCGAAAUCAAGUCCGAUGGGCGAGACGCUCGACCUUCUCAUGGCGCACAUUGACGAAGACGUGAUGAAAGAGCUCGUUUCCACUAUGAACUCUGUGUUGCGAACGGGCGUGGGCCUCAAUACUCGAGCGGGCGCGGGUCGUUUUCUUCAGCGUUUGUGUAUGCGACGCGGUCGACUCGUGCGACCGCACGCCGCGACUCUGUUCAAGAUGCUUUUGGCGUCGGCAGUGAAUGACGCAUCGGCAGCGGUGCGAACGAGUUUCAUCUCCGCCAUCGCCGCCAUCGCGCGGUACGCCGAAGAGCCCGGAGUCAAUGCUUUAGCGCAAGAGAUCGCACGCUUAUUCAAGAGCGACACCGAAACUGAACGUGCUGUUGCGGCGCAGCUUGCACUCGAGCUGUCGCGCAACGCGCCCGAUGCGUUGAGUCCGCAAAAAACUCUUGUUCUUCCCCUCGCUUUCGUCGGCUCCUAUGAUUCCAUCGACGCCGGUAAGAAAAAGUGGAGUGAAGUGUGGGAAGAAAAUUCGGGCGGCGUCUCGGCAAGCCUUCGCGUUUACUUUGACGAAAUUCUCGCGAUAACAUUUGAGUACUUGGCGGCGAAGCAGUGGCAACGCAAGAAGCAAGGCGCGGAAGUUUUCGCCGCAAUAUCGCGCGCGUCCGCAGAUGUCAUCGCGACCAGAGCUGAUGAUGUGAUUACACGACUUUUGGCCGAGCUUCCUGGACGUAUAUGGGAAGGGAAGACAUCCGUUCUUGAUGCGGUGGCGGCAUUGACGAGCGCUUGCCCACGACAAAUUGACGCGACGGCUGUGGUGGAUGCUUUGCUCACCGAGAGUCAAAGAGCUAAGACUGAUUACCGCAAGUCCGCUCUAGAUGCUGUUGAUGCAGUACUCGUCGCGAUUGCGUCAACGGAGAGCGAUAUUGACACGGAAAUUAUCGCGAAAGUUGUUCCGGUGGUGGAGUGCGCGUUAAAAGCAGCGCCUGCGCCCGUCGAUGACAUCGACUCUGGCGUCGGUGCCGCAGGAUCUUUGGAACGCCAAAACGAAGCUAAGUACGAGGCCGAGAAGCGUCAGAAAUCCCAGUCGAUGACAGCGACUGCCGCAACGACCGUUCUCGCGACUGUGCUGAAUCGCUUCAAAUCUCUCGAUGCAAUUCGUCCGCAUGCUUCGCUAUGCGCCGAGCUUUGCGUCGCAAGUCUCGAUGCGGAGUUAAGCAAAGAUCGUCGACGCCAAGGUCUGAAGGCAGUCGUCGGCUUGAUGCGUAUCGUUCGAGAUUCGAAAGAAUCCGUGGCCUCGUUCGCUGUCGAGCCUCUUCUUGAAGUCGUCGUCGCUGCCGCCGGCGACUCAUCCUCCACGGCGCUUCGGCUCGACGCUAUCGAAGCCUUACUCGCGCUCGCGAGCCAUACGCCGGUAAAGUCAGCGGUAGAAGAUGCGCUAAAGCAAUGCGUAACGAAUGACAAAUCUCCAGACGUUGUUCGAUCCGCCAUGCGCGCGAGAGCCGAACUCACGGGAGGUACAGUCCCGAUGACAGCAUAGCGCAAAAAGGAGCUUGCUCCG